Messenger RNA from Fragaria vesca subsp. vesca, 552 nucleotides. RefSeq lists its product as uncharacterized. Lineage: Eukaryota; Viridiplantae; Streptophyta; Magnoliopsida; Rosales; Rosaceae. The transcript has 2 exons. The coding region runs from base 1 to 552 and encodes 183 amino acids. The record is from RefSeq and is a predicted model, not a curated record.
AUGUCGAACAAGUCACCCAUUUUCCCGAUGCCGGAGCCCCAGCACUUCAGCGACUACGGCUUCGACCCCCAAAUGGACUAUUUCCAGGUCCUUGAAGAAGCCAGAAGGCACAAGCGUGACGGACCAAGAUCCAUAGACUCGAUUCACUUCAAGCUCCAGAAGCCCAUUUCUAAAGACGACCACUACUCCAAGAAGCAGCCUCACAAUAAGAAGAAGCGCUGGUGGAAGAGCGCUUUGCUUUUCUUCAAAUGGGGCUGGACCCACCACCACCGCCACACCCGCCCCGGCGGCCGGGAGGACGUGCACCAGGCCAGGGCCAAGGCUUUCCGGGGUUCGAUUUCUGGGCCGGUUUAUAUCACAGAAAGCAGAAGUGGGUCGAGCACGCCGUACCGGACAGCGAGCCGGCCGUCGUCGGGGCCGCUGGCUGGGACUAUGUCGCCGGUGAGCAAAGGGGAGAUGGAGAUUCCGUAUCUGAGCCUCAGGGAGCUUAACAUGGAGCAGCAACAGAGGGUGUCUACCUCAUCAGCCAUGCCCAUUUACUUGGUCACUUGA